Messenger RNA from Acanthamoeba castellanii str. Neff, 1890 nucleotides. Its product is annotated as isopentenyldiphosphate delta-isomerase. The transcript is spliced from 16 exons. The record is from RefSeq and is a predicted model, not a curated record. The coding region runs from base 1 to 1890 and encodes 629 amino acids. Lineage: Eukaryota; Discosea; Longamoebia; Acanthamoebidae.
AUGAACCAUCUUCGCACGGCCGUGCGUCGUGCUCUGCUUACACUCUGUGCUCGCGCGUCGGCAGAGGAAGAGUUCGAAACAGAGCCGCAGCGCUACGGCGGCAGCGGCAGCGGCCGAGCGGUCGUGCGUGGCACGCAGGAGCAGCUGAAGCGGACGCUCGUCUCGCUGGACGGUCGAGGCUACGCAGCAUACAAGGACAUCAUAGGCAGCUAUGAUUGUGGCUUUUUCACGCUUCUGGUGGACCACAUUCAGUCAGACCCGUUCGCUCCGCCGUCCCACUUCCGCGCGCAGGUCCCGCACAAGGUGGCCCAGUUCCCGCCGGAGACCUACUCGACCGCCACCAGGGCCGUAGCUCUGGCGGACUUCUUGACCCGAGUGUUCUAUCGCCACGUACACGAGCACCGGCACGAUGUGCGGACGGCGAGCGGCGGAUGGGGCGGCGCCAAGGGCGGCGAACUGCAGAUCGACAAGCCCAGCCAGCACGUCCUCCCUCGUACCUCGGUCAUCGUCACGCCCGCCCACAUCGAAGGUCGUUCGAUCAUGGGUGAGUGGGCGGCCACCAUUGUCACGGAGAACGUACCACGGAUCGUCCGCGGCACCAUGUGCCACGACAAGCUGGACGCCGCUGCUCUCCGCCAGCACGUUCUCUCCGUCGAAGACCAGGAGGCGCUCAGAAAUCAGCUCAAGGCUGCUUCUCUGUUGGCCUUUGUGCGCAACGGUGCCAUUCUCCCUCGCAAGUCGGGUGCGUGCGAUGAACCGAUGAGCGGCGAGGAGGCAGUCCCGUUCCAAUCCCCUCCGAGCCUGGAGCGCGAAUUUACUCUGCCCAACAGCGGCAAGGUGAAGGGCAUGGCCAUCGCGCGCGGCAUCACGCUCAUCGUCGGCGGUGGCUUCCAUGGCAAGUCCACGUUGUUGGAGGCGUUGCAGGUCGGGGUCUACAACAAGAUACCGGGCGACGGUCGCGAGUUCGUUGUGUGCGACCCCGACGCAGUGACGAUCAGGGCGGAGGACGGGCGGAGCAUCGAGAACGUGAACAUUUCGCCGUUCAUCGGUAAUCUGCCGCGAGGCAAGUCGACAACCACCUUCUCCACGCCGGACGCCAGCGGCUCCACGUCGCAGGCCGCCAACAUCAUGGAAGCGCUCGAGCUCGGGUGCAGUGGUCUGUUGAUCGACGAGGACAAGUCGGCCACCAACUUCAUGAUCCGCGACAAGCGCAUGCAGAUGCUCGUGGCCAAGGAGAACGAACCCAUCACCCCGUUCAUCUAUAAGGUGCGCUCCAUGUAUGCGGACUUGGGGGUGUCUUCGGUGCUGGUCAUCGGCGGGUCUGGCGAUUACUUUGACGUGGCCGACACGGUGAUCAUGAUGCAAUCCUACGUCCCUCACGAUGUGACUGCCGAAGCGAAGGACAUUGCCGCACGGGUGAAGUCGGAGCUGGACAACGAAGGAGGAGAACGCUUUGGUUCGGUCACGGAACGGUAUCCCCUGGGCCGGGCCAUCGACCGCUCGUUCCCUUCGCGCGACCGACAGAAGAUCAAGGUCAACAGCCGCACCACAGUGCUCUUUGGCGAAACCGAGGUCGACUUGUCGGCGGUGGAGCAGAUCGUGGAGCGAAGCCAGACGAACGCGAUAGCCGACGCACUGCUCUUUCUCAAGGACAGCCAGGCCGCGGGGCUGGCCAUGGACGGCCGACACUCGCUGCGUUCCAUCCUGCACUCUCUCGAGCAGCGAUUCGACAGCCCGCAAGGCCUCGACGUGCUGAACGAACACAGGCAUCGGGGCACCUAUGCGCGGCCUCGACGCUUCGAGGUCGCCGCUGCCGUUAAUCGGCUGCGAACGGUGUCCAUGACCCACCUGCCACCCCCACCCGCACACCCGUCCAACCCACGCGGAUGA